UGCAGCAGACUGCGCUCCCGGGCGCCCCUGGUGGCCGAGUGGGGACUCUGCAGGCUCUCUGCGGACCGCGCUCAGCUGACCAGCCGCCUGUCUGACGGCGGUGAGCGGCCAGCUACACCCAAACACAGUGCGGCAAAAACAACCGUCUGGCGCUCAGCAGCGCGGCUAAUGAGCGGCUGCAAGGGAAGGAGAGCCAUGAGUCACGACUGAGCUCUAACAGCAUGUCGUUCAAGAAGGACACCCCCCUGGUCAAUGCUGUGUUCUGGGCGGCAAAGAGAGGAAACCUGCCUCUGCUUCAGCUGCUGCUCAACAGCGGCCGAGUGGAUGCAGACUGCAGAGACAGCGUCGGGACAACUGCACUGAUGGUGGCGUCUCAUGGCGGUCAUUAUGACUGUGUCAAAGAGCUUAUCAUGCAGGGAGCAGACAUCAACUAUCAGAGAGAGACAGGUUCUUCUGCGUUGUUCUUCUCCUCCCAGCACGGAUAUCACGAUGUGGUAAAGCUCCUGUUUGAAUUCGGUGCCUCCACUGAAUUCCAGACAAAGGACGGCGGCACCGCGCUCACGGUCGCCUGUCAGUACGGACACUCUAAAGUCGUGGACCUGCUGUUGAGGAAUGGAGCCAAUGUGCACGACCAGCUGAACGAUGGAGCCACGCCUCUUUUCCUUGCUGCUCAGGGCGGUCAUGUGACUGUGAUUCGUCAUCUCCUAUCAUGUGGUGCCAAGGUUAACCAGCCUCGAGAGGACGGCACCACGCCUCUGUGGAUCGCCGCUCAGAUGGGCCACAGCCAGGUGGUCAAGGUGCUGCUGUCACGUGGAGCGGAUCGGGAUGCCGUCAGACAGGAUGGAUCCACAGCUUUAUUCAAAGCAGCUAUGAAAGGACACAACGACGUGAUCGAGGAGCUCCUGAAGUUUUCUCCAUCUCUGGACAUUCUCCAGAAUGGCUCCACUGCCCUCCAUGCUGCUGUGAUGGCUGGAAAUGUUCAAACAGUUCGGCUGCUGCUGGGGGCCGGAGCAGACCCAACCCUACCGGACCAGAAGAACCAACUACCUGCAGACCUGACGAAGAGCCAUCGCAUUCUGAUGCUUUUAAGUCAGAAGACUAGACAUGAAGGAGGCUCAUGACUUCCUGGUGUCCAGGCAGCAGAAGACCUGCAGAGGAAAUGCAGCCGCGUCAAAUCGUCCUGGAAGCUGCACAGCACAUGCGUGCAGAUGUAAACAUAUAAACGUCUGUGAUGCAGAACAUGCCGUUUGUUUGGUCCGUUUCUUCUUAGAAUAGAAAUAUAACACGUGAUUGAUUUGCCUUUUGAAUAAAAACAUGUCCUACA
This is a messenger RNA of Oryzias latipes (Japanese medaka), 1324 nucleotides long. It is a transcript of the gene ankrd29, whose product is annotated as ankyrin repeat domain 29. Gene Ontology annotation, biological process: positive regulation of transcription by RNA polymerase II. Gene Ontology annotation, molecular function: transcription cis-regulatory region binding; protein binding. NCBI's taxonomy places the organism in Eukaryota, Metazoa, Chordata, Actinopteri, Beloniformes, Adrianichthyidae. Gene Ontology annotation, cellular component: nucleus. The record is from RefSeq and is a predicted model, not a curated record.